AUGACCAGUGCAGCUAAGUUCACUGCCAAGUCAUUGUUUGACCGCCUCCGGCUCUAUUCCACCCUCAACGUGGUUUUGAGAAAAGAGGCGUUCGAGGAAGUCGAUCGACGGGGUCUUUCAACUGAAUUAAAAAUUCUGCUACAUUAUACCACACCACUCUCGUUUGAACGGCCGUGUUCCUGUUCUGGCCUACUUAUUCCGGUGGGUUUACACCAGAGGGAACCAAUGGACUCGAGUUUCGCUCUGAUUAGAGCUCAUCACCAGUGCAUAUCCAAUGGCCGUGCCGGGAUUUUUGAACCCCGGACAUCUGACAUGCGAGGCGAGCGUGUAACCACUACUCCACCAACGCACGUUGGACGCAUCUGA
Molecule: messenger RNA, 366 nt
Organism: Opisthorchis viverrini
Lineage: Eukaryota; Metazoa; Platyhelminthes; Trematoda; Opisthorchiida; Opisthorchiidae
Exons: 2
Coding region: 1-366 (121 amino acids)
Source: RefSeq, a predicted model, not a curated record